Messenger RNA from Gossypium arboreum, 705 nucleotides. RefSeq names its product protein SMALL AUXIN UP-REGULATED RNA 12-like. The transcript has a single exon. Bases 46 to 360 code for a protein of 104 amino acids. The record is from RefSeq and is a predicted model, not a curated record. Gene Ontology annotation, biological process: response to auxin. Lineage: Eukaryota; Viridiplantae; Streptophyta; Magnoliopsida; Malvales; Malvaceae.
CCCAUAAGUAAUCCUCCAUCUCUCGCUUCCAGUGCCGCAGCAACAAUGGCAAUGAGAAAGUCGUCCAAACUGCCACAAACUGCUGUUCUGAAGCAAAUUCUGAAGAGAUGUUCAAGCUUAGGCAAGAAACAUGGGUACGACGAAGAUGGACUCCCUCUUGACGUUCCCAAAGGUCAUUUCGCCGUUUAUGUUGGCGAAAACCGAAGCAGAUACAUUGUCCCUAUCUCCUUCUUGACUCACCCUGAAUUCCAAUGCUUGCUUCAACGAGCUGAAGAAGAGUUUGGUUUUAACCACGAUAUGGGCCUUACCAUCCCUUGUGAAGAAGUCGUUUUUCGCUCUCUCACUUCUAUGCUUCGAUAAACAUUGAUUAAUGUCGUCAAACGAUAGGGCUUGGCUUGGAGAAUGAUGGCCAAAAAGAAGCUUUCUAGCUUCUCUUUUUUUAACGUCCUUCUCUUCACCCUUCUUUUUAGGAUUUACUGUUUUGAACCCAUUAACUUGGGUUUUUUUUUUUUUGUGCGUGUCUAAGUAGUUAGUAGUGAAUCUAACUUUGCCCAAGAAUUAUAAAGUUUUUCUGGGUUUAGAUGAAUUUGUACAAAUUAAGUUUGUUUCCUCACAGAUGGUGGAUUAAUCCUAACCCAUGUGUGAGAGAUGUUGAAUGUUAUGGAAAGCAAGAAGAUAUAUAAAUCAACCUAUUUAACUUCACAA